UGGAGUUUCAACACUACUACAGUAAGAAUGUUACAGAUGAAAAAUCGUAUGAAAUAUUGCUCUGUCGCCAUCGCUGCGAACAGACUGGUUUCAGGACCGGUGAAGAACCCUGUUGUCUUUAUGGACAUUACAGCUGACGGAGAGUUCAUUGGAAGAAUUAUUAUUGAGCUCUAUGCUGACGUUGUACCCAAAACAGCUGCAAAUUUCCGGGCCCUUUGUACAGGAGAGCAUGGCUUUGGAUAUAAGGGCUCAGUAUUCCACAGAAUCAUCCCUGAGUUCAUGUGUCAGGGUGGAGAUUUCACUAAUCAUAAUGGCACUGGUGGAAAAUCUAUUUAUGGAAAGACAUUUAAUGAUGAGAAUUUCAAGCUGAAACACACUGGACCAGGUGUUCUAUCCAUGGCCAACUCUGGGCCUAACACAAAUGGAUCCCAGUUUUUCAUCUGCACUGCAAAAACAGAAUGGCUAGAUGGCAAACACGUUGUUUUUGGGCAGGUCAAAGAGGGAAUGGAGACGGUCUCUGUGAUGGAGUCCUGCGGCCUACAUGAUGGAGGAACUUUAAAGAAGAUUGUCAUCACAGACUGUGGAGAACUCAAGUAACCAAGGAUGUGCAUUCAUUUCAAUGUGAUCGAAGGGUUUCACAACAAAACUGCUUAAUGCAUGUAAUUUAUAGUAAACUAUU
This is a messenger RNA of Carassius auratus (goldfish), 679 nucleotides long. It is a transcript of the gene ppifa, whose product is annotated as peptidylprolyl isomerase Fa. Gene Ontology annotation, molecular function: cyclosporin A binding; peptidyl-prolyl cis-trans isomerase activity. Gene Ontology annotation, cellular component: cytoplasm; mitochondrion. The transcript has 6 exons. Gene Ontology annotation, biological process: protein folding; protein peptidyl-prolyl isomerization. The coding region runs from base 28 to 597 and encodes 189 amino acids. The record is from RefSeq and is a predicted model, not a curated record. Lineage: Eukaryota; Metazoa; Chordata; Actinopteri; Cypriniformes; Cyprinidae.